UCCCAAUACCCUCCAUUUUUUGCGUGUGAAACUUACCUACCUUGCCUCUUUACUUACUGCUGCUCUGACUAGAUGAAGAUGCAGCAGCUGAAAAAAUAUUUGUGAAAGUAAAUUGUGAUUGACUGACUAUAAUUAAUUAAUUAAUUAAUUGAGUAUUUAAACUUUUAUACACCAUGUAAACUCCGUACGUUGCGAGUUAGUUUUUUAAGCUCCGGAAACGGAAUAAACUUUUAACACAACAUAAAUAGUAAUAAAUACAUAUUUACUAUCUUGCAUUUCUUGGAGAGAAGUCGAAGAAGAGAAGUUCGUCAGGUCUCUUCUCCUUUCACUUUCAUUUUCACUUUCACUUUCACUCAGGAAAGGAGGAGAGACAGCUGAGUACACCGUAAGAAAACCGUCAACAUCAAGAUGACUUUUAGGCAUCCCUUUCUCUGCAAUUUAGCGAUUAGGGUGUGGUAGUUAGUAGUUAGCCUUUUAAAAAUCAGGAUUCCAUUCGAGUCUGACAAUUCGCAAUGUCAGACUUAAACGGAUAUGAUCUUGCUGCGGUGAUAUCGGCAUGGGAAGAAGAAGCAGCAGAAUUUAGAAGAAAUUAUGGCAAAGGACUCAUUCGACAUGAAAGGGACAUUACUUCGUCGUCCGUUUCAACACCAUCGCCUUCGUCAUCCUGGGCGCACAGUCCUUCAUCGGAACAUGAUCUUCAAGGUUUGGAGGACGAGAAUCCAGGAGACCAAGAAGCUGACUCUAACGCGGACGUGGACGAUAUAAGUGCUCCAUCGCUCCCUACAGUAGAAAUUAACGAACAUUUGUUAAUUGGUUCAACAAUUGAAGACAUUCCAACCAACAGUACAUACGUGACACUCGGUGGACUUGGAGGCCCGUCCUCUCAACAAGUUGAAAAUCUUCAAGACCAAGAACAAAAUUUAGCAUCUACACCCGCACAAGACCACAUAGAUGACAACACCGUUCUCCUAGUUAUUUUUAAUGUUGAUGUUGCAUUAGAUAAUACUGCCGAGGGAAAUGAUGAGCUGCCUGUUUCAUUACCUGAAACUGUUGAUCAAGUUACAGAAUUACAAGUGCAAGGAUGUUAUGCGUCUCAAACUCUUGACGAGUGCAUGAUCCCAUUUUCAUCAUGGGAAGAAGUUUGCCAGCAGAAAUCCUUGUACAACUCUGGAAAGAAGCUAUUUGACAUACUCUACUCCUCCGAUGAGUGCAUGAAAGGGUCGAUCAGUGGACGAAAUUGUGAAGACAAACUCUGCCCCAGGAGGCAACUUAGCAUUAUUCGUGCGCUGUCAUGGAUUAAUUGCAAGUCUAACGAUGCAUAUGAUUCAACGAAACCUUUGACAGAACUCCUGGACCCAAUCUACAUUGAGGGAUUAAUUUCCAAACUAUUUACUUCACACAGGAAUCAACGUAACAUUAAAAACACUGGACAACGAAGGAAAAAGAAACGCGGCAGUCUUCAGCCCUCUUAUGAUGAGUUUGUUCCAACAAAGGAAUAUUUUGAUCCUAUCGAAUGGGCGGACGAAAUGUUCAUACCUAGAGAUGUUUGGGCUCGAGCUUUUAUCCAAAUUCUCACAGGAUCUGUUAGCACUGCUGCUACAAUCCUGUUCGAUUGUCUUUUCCCUAUAGACGAACAACUAGUUUCCUCUUUCAAGGGAACAACAGAAAAACCCGGAAAAUGUGCAACUGCACCAUUGGACCCCAUUCGAUGCAAUGGAAUAAUACUAAUUUGUCGCUGGAUGAAUAGUAAUUCCAACAUGUAUCCAUACAACUUUGAAAAAUUGGACGGUGAAGCACUAAAAGGCCAGAUCGAGUUUGAUCCAGGAGAGGAAGUUACCAUCAAAAAAGUGUUCAUUAAUCGCCCUAACCAACGUCGUCAAGAAGCUCGACGAAAACGCCCACAAGUUCCAAUUCAGCAUGACGAGAAUAGCGAUCAGGAGGAGGAAUGCGAAAAGAAACCCUGCCUGACACUUGAAAUGAAUUGACUGCAAAUGUGUACAUUUUUACUGCCUUGUUAUAAAAUUUACUACUAAAAAAAUCGUAUUUAUACAAAAAUCUUGUCUGUAAAUUCUAUCUAUAAAUUCUGUCUAUGAAUCUUGUCUUGUCUUGUCUAAAAUGUAUCCUAAAAAAAUAAAAACAAAACAAAAACCCCUACCAAAAAAA
This is a messenger RNA of Folsomia candida, 2163 nucleotides long. RefSeq lists its product as uncharacterized. Lineage: Eukaryota; Metazoa; Arthropoda; Collembola; Entomobryomorpha; Isotomidae. The record is from RefSeq and is a predicted model, not a curated record. Bases 513 to 1985 code for a protein of 490 amino acids. The transcript has 8 exons.